Messenger RNA from Truncatella angustata, 479 nucleotides. RefSeq lists its product as uncharacterized. Lineage: Eukaryota; Fungi; Ascomycota; Sordariomycetes; Amphisphaeriales; Sporocadaceae. The transcript has 3 exons. Bases 186 to 440 code for a protein of 84 amino acids. The record is from RefSeq and is a predicted model, not a curated record.
GUGCAGAUGGGCUAAAAUAUGACUUUUCAGUGUACACCAUAGAGGGCCGGAGUUAAUUGUUAAUGAAGAAAUCUAUCACCAUCUACAUGUGAUUAUUUUCUCCAAAGCUUGCUUUACCUUGUCAGUUGCAAUGAUCUGUCAUGGACAGCUUCAAUGCCGACAGGGCUUACUGAAUUUUCCCACCAAUGCCAGAAUUGGCCAUUGCAAUACGUAUUGUAUCACGUCGACUUCUUCUUUUAAGAGGUGCUUGGAGUGCUACCUCUUCCGAUGAAUUACGAAACAUUUUCUCCAAAGAGUCAUGCAAACAUUUUAUUCAUCAAUGGCAACGUCAUCAGACAAACCCCGAACGGGCAACAGAUGGCUAUGAUUAUAUCAUAGUUGGCGGUGGACAAUCGGGUUCCGUUGUGGUAAAUCGAUUGUCAGAUGAUGAGCAUUGCUAGUGGAGAAAGGGGAUCGGACAACCAUCCAGUACCAAUGCC